AUUUUAAAACCCCAUCCCUCUCCCCUCUCUCUCUCUCUCCCUCACUACAUUUUCAAGAAUAUGGCCAAACGGUGGCUGCCGUUAGCAAACCUUGUAUUCCUCCUCCUCCUCUUCACACACUCACACAGCGCCACCCACCCCGCCGACGUCGCCGCCCUCCGUGAUAUCAAGAACUCCCUCACCGACAUCACCUCCGCCGCCCAAUUCUUCUCCACUUGGGACUUCUCCUCCGCCGCCGACGCCGACCCUUGCUCCUCCUUCGCCGGCGUCACCUGCUCCGCCUCCCGCGUCACCAUCCUCACCCUCGGCACCGGCCUCUCCGACUCCCCCGGCCUCGCCGGCACGCUCCCCGCGGCCAUCGCCCGCCUCGCCGCCCUCACCCAGCUCAUCCUCUUCGCCGGCAUUGUCACCGGCCCCAUCCCGCCGGAGCUCGCCGCCCUCCGCCGCCUCCGGGUCAUCUCCCUCGCCGGAAACCGCCUCACCGGCGCCAUCCCGCCGGAGAUCCUCCGCCUCCCGGCCCUCCACACCCUCGACCUCAGCCGCAACCGCCUCUCCGGCGCCGUCCCGCCGCCGCUCGCGGCGGCGCCCCAGCUCAAGAUCCUCGUCCUCGCCGGGAACCGCCUCACCGGCGAAUUCCCCGGCGACCUCCCGCCGCAGCUCCUCCACCUCGACCUGAGCAGCAACCUCCUCACCGGCGAGUUGCCGGCGAAAUUGCCGGCGGCGCUCCGGUACCUCUCGGCGGCGAACAACCGCCUGCGGGGGUCGCUCAGCGGAUCCGCGCUGGACCCGUUGAGCGACCUCGCCUACGUGGACCUGAGCAUGAACGAGCUGAGCGGGCCCGUCCCGGGCCCGCUGCUCCGCCGCGGCGUGACGUCGCUCCUCCUCCAACGGAACAAUUUCUCCGGAGGGCUGCCGGAGUCGCCGCCGUGGGAGGCGGUGGCGGGAUCGACGGUGGACCUGAGCCACAACUUCCUCUCCGGGGAGGUGACGGCGGCGCUGGCCGGGGUGGAGACGCUGUUCCUCAACAACAACCGGCUGAGCGGCGGCGUGGCGGCGGAGUACGCCGCGAGCGUGGCGGCGGGCACCAUGAAGACGCUCUACCUCCAGCAUAACUACCUGACGGGGUUCCCGUUGGGGGUGGGGUCCGCGCUGCCGGAGGCGGCGGCGGUGUGCGUGUCGUAUAAUUGCAUGGCGGCGCCGCCGCUGGGGCUGGCGGCGUGCCCCGACAGCGCCGGAGAGCAGCUCUCGAGGCCGGCGUAUCAGUGCAACGGAUUCCACAAUUCUUUGGAUUGAUUGAUUUUUCAUAUUUUUUUUUUGUCUUUUUUUUUGUUUUGAAUUAUAACGGUUGCUAUUAUUAACCGGCUAUACUAUGCAACACAAGAUGUAAUAACCAGAAAUUGAAAGAAAAUUACAAGAAAGUAGAGAUACUGCAAAAGAAAAAAAUGAGAUAGAGAAAACUGAUUAUUAAAUCAUGUGUUGCAUAGGAUUCAUAUAGUUUGUAAUAGUAUUGUAUAGAAUAGAAAGAGUGGGAAUCUAUGUUAAUUUUUUUUUUAAAAUUUCAUAUUUUGUUG
Salvia miltiorrhiza (redroot sage) is the source of this 1571-nucleotide messenger RNA. Its product is annotated as MDIS1-interacting receptor like kinase 1-like. The transcript has a single exon. The record is from RefSeq and is a predicted model, not a curated record. Lineage: Eukaryota; Viridiplantae; Streptophyta; Magnoliopsida; Lamiales; Lamiaceae. Gene Ontology annotation, molecular function: protein binding. The coding region runs from base 61 to 1293 and encodes 410 amino acids.